This is a messenger RNA of Schistosoma curassoni, 447 nucleotides long. The record is from the annotation of a GenBank genome assembly. Lineage: Eukaryota; Metazoa; Platyhelminthes; Trematoda; Strigeidida; Schistosomatidae.
AUGGCCCAAACAUGUCAGCUAAAAGCCUUGCUUCAGGUUACUGCGGCUAAGAUGGAUAUUGAAGAUGGACUUCUUGAGCACUACCUGAAUCAGGUUGUGAAAGUAGUACGUUCGUCUGACUUGUCAAAAGCACUCACAGAAGAAUUCAUAUUAUCUGUCAAGUGCUUAAUUAACAUUUGUUCAGCUCUUCAAGGAACACGUCUUUUAUCGACUGUGCUGUCAACUCAAGAAAAGCGUGAAGAGUUCACUCGGAUCCUUACUACCCUCUCUUUGGAUAAUUCUAGAAGUCAUGCUGAUUUAGCGUCUCUAAUUAUUGACUUGAUUUCAAAUUUGACUAGAGAUCCUGUUUGGUUGGGUCAUUUCGGUGAACAUUUUGAUAACAAACAUAUUAGAUCGAUCCUCAGCUCAGGUUCUUCUAUCCAGAAGUUUCUCCCAUACUUAACCUAA